Rhagoletis zephyria (snowberry fruit fly) is the source of this 2643-nucleotide messenger RNA. It is a transcript of the gene fzy, whose product is annotated as cell division cycle 20 protein fzy. Gene Ontology annotation, biological process: anaphase-promoting complex-dependent catabolic process; positive regulation of ubiquitin protein ligase activity; positive regulation of anaphase-promoting complex-dependent catabolic process. Gene Ontology annotation, cellular component: anaphase-promoting complex. Lineage: Eukaryota; Metazoa; Arthropoda; Insecta; Diptera; Tephritidae. The record is from RefSeq and is a predicted model, not a curated record. Gene Ontology annotation, molecular function: ubiquitin ligase activator activity; anaphase-promoting complex binding; protein binding.
UUACUUAUGUCGGAACAUCCCUAAUUGUCCUACGCCCGCCAUUUUUACAGGCUUUUUUGAUACUACGGUGUUGGACGCCCUAAACAAACUUUACACUACAGAAGUAUUUUAGAAAUUAGGGCGUAAUUUUCCACUGGAAGAUAGUCUAAGAUGUCGCAGUUUAACUUUUUGAAUGAAAUAAACAGCGCUUUAACGAUGGAUGGAGAAAUAACGCGAGGUCCUGCACCGCGGUGGCAAAAAAAAUUGGAAGCGUCUGCAUUGGCGAACAGUCUUAACGGAAGUAUAAAUGCGUCCCGUUCGGUGCUAUCUAUGUCAUACAACACCAGUUUUUCUGGAGUAAAUCCACCAACAAAGACGCCUCGAAAAGUUGGAGGCGAGGCAAAGAACAAGAAAACGCCAACACCUAACAAAGGCGCAAAGACUCCAAGUGGAGGCGACCGCUUCAUCCCUAAUCGCGGAACCAGCAAUUUCGAGCUUGGCCAUUAUUUGAUUAAACAGGAGCAAGAAAAAUCGGAAAAUGAUGGCAAUGACAAUAGCAACAAUGCUAGCAAAAAGACACCAUCAAAAAUUGCACGACAGAAAUUGAUUUCUGAGACUCUACAAGUUGGUGAUACAAAGACGACGCGCAUUUUAUGCUAUCAAAACAAAGCACCCGCUGCACCAGAAUCUCAUCAAAAUCCGUUAAAAGUUGUUUACUCAAUUAACACGCCUAUAUCUACUAAGAGUGGCUCUCGUUAUAUUCCCACCACUUCGGAUCGAAUACUUGAUGCCCCUGACAUAAUUAACGAUUACUACUUGAAUCUAUUAGAUUGGAGUGCUGAUAAUAUUGUUACAGUGGCUUUGGGAAAUGCAGUUUAUUUAUGGAAUGCAGCAACAGGCAAUAUAGAACAGCUGGUGGAGUAUGAGGGAUCUGAUCAUGCGUGUUCUCUCUCAUGGAUACAGGAGGGACAAAUUUUAGCCAUUGGAAAUAAUACUGGUGCUGUGGAAUUAUGGGACUGUUCGAAGAUUAAACGUCUGCGUGUAAUGGAUGGGCAUUCGGCACGUGUUGGCUCUUUGGCAUGGAACUCAUUUUUAGUAACAUCAGGCAGUCGCGAUGGGUCUAUCAUACACCAUGACGUACGUGCCCGGGAACACAAAGUAGCCACACUAAACGGUCACACACAAGAGGUGUGCGGACUUAAAUGGUCUACAGAUUUUAAACACCUUGCUAGUGGAGGUAAUGACAACUUAGUUAACGUAUGGGCGGCGGUAAGCGGGGGUACUGGCAGUGGUACAGAACCGUUACACGUACUAAACGAACAUCAAGCGGCGGUAAGAGCGUUAGCAUGGUGCCCUUGGCAGCCAAAUCUUUUAGCUAGCGGCGGUGGGACUGCAGAUCGUUGCAUUAAAUUUUGGAAUGUCAACAAUGGCUCAUUAAUUAACUCAGUUGAUACAAAAUCGCAAGUUUGUGGCCUUUUAUGGUCGCGUAACUACAAAGAACUGAUUUCUGCUCAUGGUUUUGCACACAAUCAGUUAACGAUAUGGAAGUAUCCUUCAAUGGUAAAACAGGCUGAGUUAACUGGGCAUACUUCGCGUGUACUGCAAAUGGCAAUGUCGCCUGAUGGCAGCACGGUAAUAAGCGCUGGUGCAGAUGAAACUCUUCGCUUAUGGCUUUGUUUUGUGCCAGACCCGCACACUGCAAAAAAAACAGCACCAAGCAAGGCUAAGCAGAGCGCCUUCCGACAGAGCAUACGAUAAACUCGAGCAAGUUAAAUACUACAAGUACUACAAGCAUACAUAAAUUCUCAUAUGAUAUUUCCGAUACACAUGAUUCAUUUGAAGAUGGAAAAAUUCAUGUCUGCAUAUUUUAAUAGUAUUGUAAUUAUAAUUAAUUAAUUAAAAGUAAUUAAAUUAAAAUUUGAGUAGAGACAUUUUUAUGUUUUCAUUGUAAUAUGCAAAAAAGCACUAUCAUUUUGUAAUUUUUAUCAUCAUUAACAUUGUAUUUUCAUUUGGUUUGCGUUUAGUAUUUUUUAUACAUUUGCAAUUAGUACAGAGAGUUUAAUGCAUUCGCUAUCUCAGGAAUGUUAUGAAUCAGUACUAGUACCUCAAUUUGUAUAAUAAUAAAUUUGUAUUUUUAUAUGUAUUUUUUAUGUAAUACGCCGAGUACUUCAAGAUUUCUUAAAUAAACUUAAACCAAACUUAUUAUUAUUAUUAUUUAUUUAUUUAUAAGUUAUAACAAAAAUAAAUAAAUAAGGCUAAGGCACGGUUUAUAUUAGAGCGAUACGAUAUGCAAUACGAUACGAAAGCGACAUCGACAUCGACAUGCUGGGUACAUGGGAAUUGGUAGGAAGCGGUGAAAACUGCACACUUGCACGACAGGGACACUGCUGCGACAUAAUCAGCCCUAUUACCAAUUCCAUGUGAAUAAAUCGUUCCCAUAAUUUAACAGGCAAAAGAAGAAAAAUUGGGAAAAAUUUGUUUUUGUUUUGCUAUAUAAUUUUUGGGAAUAUUUGUAUCGCGUAUCGUAUCGCUGUAAUGUGCACCCUGCCUUAGAGUCAUUUAUAGCCAUUUUUUAUUUAAUAAGUCAAUUGAGCUAAGGCGAUGAACACUUGCACUGAAAACAUCUGGAUCGAUUCGCAGAUUAAUCAUCUUUAUAUUAAAAUU